AUUAGAAAGUAGUAGUUUCCAAGAUGUUUUGAAUCAGAAGAGAGGUAACAAAUAUUUUAUAAAAAAAAGAAAGAAAGAAAUUGUGCAGCUGGUUCAAGAAGAGAUAGGUUUAAUUAGAAAUAUAUUGAGUGAGCUCUUAAGCCAAGAAGAAAGAGCAGAAUAGUUUAGAGAGACCUAAGAGAAUGGGAGACACGGAAACAGCGCCCACGUUCCCCUCAUUUCUUAACUUUGUUUCUUUAUACCCUUUCUGAUUCUCUCUUUCUCUGUCUUUUUCAUCCCUCUUAUAUCAUCCCCUAUAAUAUGUACAAAAUCUUUUUUUAUUUCUUUUUCUUAUAUAUAUAUACUCCUCUUGCCAAACCUCCAUAAGUACCUCUUCUGUUACCUACUAUACCUUCAUUAAUUAUUACAUUCAUUUACCUCAACACAAUUAUUCAAAGCUACUCUCUCUUCUCUUGCAAAUUUUUCAUGAUCAUGGGAUACCAAAAGCCUGCAUGGUUGGAAGCUCUUUACACAGAAAAGUUCUUUGUUGGUUGUUCUUAUCAUGAGAAUGCAAAAAAGAAUGAGAAGAAUGUUUGUUGCUUAGAUUGUUGCACAAGUAUUUGUCCUCAUUGCUUGCCAUCUCAUCGAUUCCAUCGACUUCUUCAAGUUCGCCGUUAUGUUUAUCAUGAUGUUGUUAGAUUGGAAGAUCUUCAGAAACUAAUAGAUUGCUCUAACGUUCAGGCCUAUACUAUCAAUAGUGCCAAAGUGGUGUUCAUCAAGAAAAGACCUCAAAACCGCCAAUUCAAAGGAUCAGGAAACUAUUGCACUUCAUGUGAUAGAAGCCUUCAAGAACCUUUUAUCCAUUGCUCUCUUGGAUGCAAGGUGGAUUUUGUGCUGAAUCACUACAAAGACCUUUCUCCCUUCUUAAGGACAUGCAACACCCUACAAUUAAGUCCUGAUUUUCUGAUUCCACAAGAAAUGGGGGAUGAAGAGAUGACAAGAUCAACAAUUGUGGAUUGUGAUGAAGCAAUGAGUUCAUAUUCUGGAUCAUCAUCAGGGUCAGAGAAUAUGAGCAUGGCAUGCACAGAAAUUGUUAGAAAAAGAAGAAGUGGAUGGACAACAAUGUGUGCAAAAUUCAUGGCCAAUAACAAUAAGGUUUCUGAUGAAGACAUGGCUACUAGUAUGAGUAGAAGAAAAGGAAUCCCUCAUAGAUCUCCUCUAUGUUAAUUAAUUACCUUAAUCAAUAAAAUUAAUUAAGCUAAGCAGCUACCAACAAAGAUGAAAAAAAUCAAGGGAUAAAAAAAUAGUUUAUUUGUACUACUUCAAUAUUUAAUUUUUUUUUUUUAAUUACUCCUAUGACAUGAUGUUUUGACUGAAGUGAAUUGUUCAAAGUUCUCUGUCUCUUUCUCUCGAACUUGGAAAAUUUUGUUUAAUUAAUCACUUGGUCGGGUUUUUGUCUUAAUGGCAUCACGUGAUUCC
Cicer arietinum (chickpea) is the source of this 1458-nucleotide messenger RNA. RefSeq names its product protein RGF1 INDUCIBLE TRANSCRIPTION FACTOR 1. Lineage: Eukaryota; Viridiplantae; Streptophyta; Magnoliopsida; Fabales; Fabaceae. The record is from RefSeq and is a predicted model, not a curated record.